Messenger RNA from Salvia splendens (bonfire salvia), 1978 nucleotides. Its product is annotated as shaggy-related protein kinase eta. The record is from RefSeq and is a predicted model, not a curated record. Gene Ontology annotation, biological process: peptidyl-threonine phosphorylation; brassinosteroid mediated signaling pathway; cell differentiation. The coding region runs from base 352 to 1500 and encodes 382 amino acids. Gene Ontology annotation, cellular component: cytoplasm; nucleus. The transcript has 12 exons. Gene Ontology annotation, molecular function: ATP binding; protein serine/threonine kinase activity. Lineage: Eukaryota; Viridiplantae; Streptophyta; Magnoliopsida; Lamiales; Lamiaceae.
AAAAGAAAAAGAAAAAGAAAAAGAAGAAAAGAAAAGAGGAGAGAAAAGGAAAGAGAGAGAGGAGUCAGAGAGCUGCAUUCACAUGGGAUGCUGUUUGGUUUGUGGGACCCAGCCACCCCACCACCACCACCGCCAUCUCCUCUAACCACGCCUCUCUCCUCUUUUCUUCCUCUCUCUCUCUCUCUAUCUCUAAUUCGCUUCUUCUUCUUUUCCUUUUCUCUGCCGACAAUCAUCACCUCUCAAUCAUCGACGCCAAAAUGUUGCGCAGAUCGCAGACUUGAAAGUCUCCUUUUACGCUCACCUUUUUUUUGAGGCUUUCGCUUUUGAUUUGCUUGCGCGAAUUCUACCGUUAUGGCCGACGAUAAUGAGAUGUCUGCUCCUGUGAUGGAUGGGAAUGGUACAGUCACUGGUCACAUAAUUUCGACCACCAUUGGGGGAAAGAAUGGGGAACCUAAGCAGACAGUUAGUUACAUGGCAGAGCGAGUUGUAGGGACUGGUUCAUUUGGAACUGUAUUUCAGGCAAAAUGCAUUGAAACUGGAGAGACUGUGGCUAUAAAAAAAGUAUUGCAAGACAGAAGAUAUAAAAAUCGUGAACUGCAGCUAAUGCGAACUAUGGAUCACCCGAACGUUGUUUCCUUGAAGCAUUGUUUCUUCUCAACUACAAGCCAAAAUGAGCUGUUUCUCAAUUUAGUGAUGGAGUAUGUUCCAGAAAGUAUGUUUCGUGUUCUUAAGCAUUACAGUGAUGCAAACCAGAAAAUGCCUCUCAUAUACGUGAAACUCUAUACUUACCAAAUUUUCAGAGGGUUGGCUUACAUGCAUUCUGUUGCUGGUGUCUGCCACAGAGACUUGAAGCCCCAAAAUGUUUUGGUUGAUCCUGCCACUCAUCAGGUCAAGAUUUGUGAUUUUGGAAGUGCCAAAGUACUGGUGAGAGGUGAAGCAAACAUAUCAUACAUCUGUUCUCGAUUUUAUCGGGCCCCUGAACUCAUUUUUGGUGCAACUGAAUACACUACUUCCAUUGAUAUCUGGUCAGCUGGCUGUGUCCUGGCUGAGCUGCUUCUGGGUCAACCUUUGUUUCCUGGUGAAAAUGCUGUUGGUCAGCUUGUGGAAGUCAUUAAGAUACUUGGAACUCCAACACGAGAGGAAAUCCGUUGUAUGAAUCCAAACUACAACGAUUUUAGAUUUCCCCAAAUUAAAGCACACCCUUGGCACAAGGUGUUUCAAAAAAGGAUGCCUCCUGAAGCAAUAGAUCUUACUUCCAGGUUGCUGCAAUACUCUCCAAAUCUUCGUUGCACUGCGCUUGAAGCAUGUGCCCACCCUUUCUUUGAUGAGCUACGGGAACCUAAUGCUCGGUUACCAAAUGGCCGCCCAUUGCUGCCUCUCUUCAACUUUAAACAGGAGUUAUCUGGUGCAUCUCCAGAUCUCAUCAACAAACUGAUACCAGACCACGUGAAAAGACAAAUUGGCCUACAGUUCUUCGCAUCCUAUGAGGGAAUGACGUAAAAUAGAUUAUACCUGCAAGUAAAACGGUAGUUAAUGGGUCGAAGAACUCUUAAAAUGGUUCGAUAACACCUCUAACUGGGAGGAGUUAGCUGAACAAACGGCAUCUGUUUAGCUACGAGGGCAGAACAGAGGGGGGGAGGCAAUCCCACUGCAGGCUGAUCUGGAUUGUGUCUUCCAUCAAUGCUGUUUUUCCCCCUUUUUUCCUACAAAGUUGUCUCCGGGCAGCAGCGUACGUGGAAGAGGGGAGAUCCUUUUUGUGUAUAUGUUUGGUUACCCGCAAGAAAGCGAUGCGUAACAGGCAAAAGAUAUGAUGAGUGUAUGAAUAGAUGUUGUCCUAUACGGGACAAGCCUGAACAAAAAUGGUGGGUUCGAUUUAUUUUCCUAUUUUGUCUUUUGCUUCUCUCUGUUUCUUGUUGUUACAGUUGCCCCUGUGAAAGAAGAUAUGUUAUUUAUGCCAAGUUUUUUCUAUUCCUACUUA